Molecule: messenger RNA, 1047 nt
Organism: Penicillium antarcticum
Lineage: Eukaryota; Fungi; Ascomycota; Eurotiomycetes; Eurotiales; Aspergillaceae
Product: FAD-dependent oxidoreductase
Exons: 3
Coding region: 1-1047 (348 amino acids)
Molecular function (GO): FAD binding; D-amino-acid oxidase activity
Source: RefSeq, a predicted model, not a curated record
AUGCCCAAUGAAACAAUCGUGGUAAUCGGAGCAGGCGUAAUCGGCCUUACAUCUGCCCUACGCAUCCAACAAUCCCUGUCACCCUCACAAUCAAUCCUCCUCGUUGCCCGUGAUUUCCCAUCAGACACUUCAGUCAAUUACGCCUCUCCAUGGGCUGGAGCGCACUAUCGUCCAGUCCCAGGCUCAACACCACAGGCAUUGCGCGAAGCAAACCAAGCGAAGCGCACUUAUGAGUACAUGAAGCGCGUUGCGGUCGAUGAGCCUGGGUCUGGUGUUUCUUUCGUCCGCGGCGUUGAGCAUCUCGAGGCGCCGCCGGCAGAAUAUUUAGAUGCGCAGAGUGUGAGGAAUGUCUAUUCGCAUCUUGAUGGGUUCCGGGCAUUGCGGAUGGGGGAGGUUCCUGCUGGUGUUGUUUGGGGCGUCGAGUAUGGGACUUAUGUGGUUAAUUCGCCUGUUUAUUGUGCGCAUUUGCUGCGGAGGUUUGUUCUUGGGGGUGGGGAGGUGAGGAGGUUUGACCUUGAGAAUUUGAUGGAGGCGUUUAGUUUGGCGAAGGGUGUUAGGACUGUGGUCAAUUGUUCUGGGGUUGGGAUUGGGGACCCUAAGGCAUUUAUUAUUCGAGGACAAACUUGUCUUGUUCGGAACCCUGUGUCUGAGACUAUUACUCGUCAGAAUACGGAUGGGUCUUGGUCCUUCUGUAUCCCGCGUCCUCUUGAUGGUGGGACGAUUAUCGGGGGCACGAAGGAACCUCAUAACUGGGACCCGAAUCCUUCGCUGGAGACCAGGGAGCUUCUGCUUGCUAAUGCGACUAAAUGGUUCCCAUUCAAUCCAGAGAGUGGGGGCAAGUUUGAUGUCAUUCGUGACGUUGUUGGCCGGAGACCUGCUCGAGAGGGGGGGAUGCGCAUUGAAGUUGAAGAGAUCGCAGAUGACCGAUAUAUGGUCCAUGGAUAUGGUGCCGGUGGUCGUGGGUUUGAGCUCUCCCGUGGAGUCGCAGAAGAUAUCGCAGGAUUGAUGCUCGGGAAGGGGCUGCUUCAGCCAAAGGCUUCUCUGUAG